This is a messenger RNA of Chelonoidis abingdonii (Abingdon island giant tortoise), 7636 nucleotides long. The record is from RefSeq and is a predicted model, not a curated record. Lineage: Eukaryota; Metazoa; Chordata; Testudines; Testudinidae.
GUUCAAGUUCUUCGGAAUGCAGGAGAAGAAGUGACCCUAACAGUGUCCUUUCUGAAAAGAGCACCUGCUUUUCUCAAAUUGCCUCUGAAUGAAGAUUGUGCAUGUGUUCCUAGUGACCAAAGCAGUGGCACAUCAUCUCCCCUCUGUGACAGUGGAUUACAUCUCAACUUCCAUCCCAACAGUACGGAUACACUAUCAUGUUCCUCAUGGCCAACAUCACCAGGGCUUAGGUGGGAGAAGAGAUGGUGUGAUCUCCGAUUAAUCCCGCUCCUUCAUUCCCGUUUUUCCCAGUACCUCCCAGGAUCAGAUUUGUGCAGGCAAAAUGCAUUCCAAGUAAUUGCUGUGGAUGGAGUUUGCAGUGGAAUAAUUCAGUCUCUCUCUGCUGACGACUGUAUGGACUGGCUACAAGCAAUAGCAACUAACAUUUCCAACCUCACAAAGCACAAUAUAAAAAAAAUCAACAGGAAUUUUCCCGUAAACCAGCAGAUAGUCUAUAUGGGCUGGACAGAAGAACGGGAACAAGACUCCCUUCAGGACCGAAUGUAUACACCAAAGUUUCUAGCUCUGAGGGGUUCCUCUCUUUAUAAAUUUAUAGCACCUCCAGUCACCACGUGGGAUUGGACACGAGCUGAAAAAACAUUUUCAGUUUAUGAGGUCAUGUGCAAAAUUCUCAAGGACAGUGAUCUGCUGGAUCGUCGAAAACACUGCUUCGGUGUCCAAUCUGAAUCUGGAGAGGACCUCUACUUUUCCGUGGAGUUAGAGAGUGACCUAACCCUGUGGGAAAAAGCCUUCCAAACAGCAACUUUUUUAGAAGUUGAACGAAUUCAGUGCAAGACGUAUGCCUGUGUUUUGGAGAGUCAUCUUAUGGGGCUUACGAUUGACUUUGGCAUGGGCUUUGUCUGUAUUGAUGCUGCCACAAAGGCUGUGCUUUGGAGGUACAAGUUUUCUCAGCUUAAAGGAUCUUCUGAUGAUGGCAAGAGCAAAAUCAAAUUUUUGUUCCAAAAUCCAGAUACUAAGCAGAUUGAAGCAAAGGAGUUGGAAUUUUCCAAUCUGUUUGCAGUCCUUCACUGCAUCCAUUCAUUCUUUGCUGCCAAAGUGGCUUGUUUGGACCCAUUGUAUGUAGGCAGUCAAGCCGCCACAUCUGCUGUUGCCACAACUUCUGGUACUGGCAAAUCAAAGUAUACUACUUGACAUCUUGCAUUUCAGCACUACCACUUACCAACAGUACAUAACAAUGUAUAAAUAUUCGUCACAUUUAGACCUUUGGAGACUGCGAACAUGGAAACCAAUCCAAGAGGCAAGCCAUGCUGCAGUUUCAGCAGAAAAAUGGUCACAUGGGAUCAUACAUUCAUCUCUGUUCUGCAACUCCAGUAAAUAAUCCUAGCUGAAACCCUGGAAUAGGAUGGAUAUGCUUUUAGUGUGAUCUAUGUACUUACAUAGUGCUUUAAGCAACACUGGAGGCAACAGGAAAACAAAUGACACGGUGAAGCACUUAAGUAUUUAAUAAAAUUUUCAGCUGUCUGUAAUAAUACACAAUUAGAAUUGUCAUUUACUUAUUUUCAGAUGUUUUUAUAUGACAACAUACAAAGCUCUGAGUAUAAACAUAGGGCAAUAGCAUAAUAGUAUAAAUGACACAACAGCAAGCAAGAGGCAUAUUGUUUGUGACAACAAGGAGAUAAGCAUGAAAGGGCAUUUGUGUAAGUAUCUCCUCAAAGAAGAAAGCACUUUACACACUCCUGUAAUUUCAUACUGUUUUCCUAUAUGGAAACAUGCUAUUGUUGUCUAUUUUGUUGUCAUUCUGUUCUAAUUGUAAUGAUAAAGUUAUAGCCAUAUUGGUCUAGCACAUAAAGACAAAUAUAGUGGAGAAACUUUUACAGACACAGGACCCUCUUCAAGUCAAAAUAGGUGGGAUAUGAAUUUGAUUUCAAUUAUAAAUUAAGUACAAGUGAGUGACAGAUCUGGUACAACGGUUGCUUUGUUCAUUCUCCUGUUUUAAAGGGAAGGAGGUCUUGUAAUCUAAGGGUAUUUGUAUACAAAACCUUAGUAUUGAAUUUUGUUUCAGACAUUGUACAUCUAACACAUUGUUUCAGUAUGUAAUGUUGAUUUCAUAUCACAAGCAAGGAGGCAAGAACUCUGUUCCACUCAGGCUCUUAAUAAAACAGGCACUAGCAGUAACACUAGAAAAAUGAUUCCACACUUUGAAUUCUUACCAACUAAAUGACAUUAUUUCUUUUUAUUUAUGUAUUUAUUUAGUUUAAGAUGAGAACAAAUUAAAUAAACUGCAAAGCUAGAAUAAUUGACAUAAUACACAAUAGCUUUCUGUAGUUAAAAUAUGACAUAAUCUCGGACUACAUAUUGUACAUAUUAUUCUAAGAGCCUCAUUUCAUGAUGAAUGUAAAGCUCAAGGAGCAAAUUUGGAACUACUCUCCAUGCAUCCAAAGAUACAUUACUUGAAUACCAUUUUUGCAACUGACUUUAAUCUUAAACUAGCAGAUAAAUGUUGGGAAUAUUAUUGUGAUGUAGCUGAAACCUAGUAAAUUGAGGAUUUUUUUUUAAAACAUGACCACAUAACUCAAAAGAAUCAAAUAUUUAUACACCUACAGUAACACACAUGAAUUUUAUUGCAAAAAAAAAUAAAAAAUAGCCCGCUGCAGCUGUAGCAUGUGUAUAAUGUUUUAAAUACUAAUCAUUAUUCUGUUGUUUCUUGUUAUUUCUGGAAUAUGUUUGGGUGGCAGUUGGGGGAGGAAAAGGAAGAGUUCCCAAGUUUGCAAAAGGAUUCAGCCAGUUAAAAAUAAAAAAACUUAAAUAUUUUAGUAUGACUAUAAAGUAACAGUUAUACAUUUAGGUCCCAGACCUUCAAUUUAAAAUGUAUGGGCAGACCCUUGCAGAUAUGCUGGGAUCCAUCCAUGUGUCAGAAAUUGCAGGAUCAGGGUCCAAAUCCUCCAUGUGUUCUAUCAGCUACCAACGUACAUAUCGCGUGAGGGUUAUGGACACGUUUUUUAUAGCUCUGCCUUAUGUGCCAGACAGGUUAAAUUUAUCAGUGUUCCAGGUAAUGUAUAAUUAUUUUAUAUUCAAAUAUAAAUUUAGAGGAACUUUUUUUUUUCAGAAAGGGCACAAUUCAAAAUGAAUGUUUGGGACAUAUCUGAUUGCUUGCUUCUCUCUCUCUCAUGAUUUUUAUCACCAGCACUUGUCUUUACCCACAUAAGAGGAAAUCCACCUUUUUGAAAAUCUGCACAAGACUCACAGUAGCUGCCUGACUCCCAGGAACAUUAAGUAUAGUUACCGUGAUUGCCCUAUUCAAAAAAUUGCCAGCACAUUUUACAUAGUUAGCAUGGUUAUUUCUCAUACUAACUACCCUACUGUCGUAUCUCAGCUACUUGUGUAGUAACUGUUGGCAAACAAUGAUUUUUUAAUAACAACUGUUGUGUUGAAGACAAACUCUGUCCUCAUUGAAACCUAUGAACAAUUCUCAUAGAUUUCAGUGGAACCCAGGAUUUGGCCCUUAGAUAAUAUGAAGUGCAGAUGUUUUGAAUCUGAAACUAUAACCGUAUCAGGGGUUAAGCAUAGUAAUUGGGCCUCUUUUCCUGUCAAGAAAGCAUCAAGCAGAAAAAUUAUAAUGCAAAAAUGACCAUUUUAAAAACAGGAGACCAGUUUUAUUUUAAGAAUAAUUUUACUGCCUCUCUCUUCCCAAAUCUGCCGCCCUUUUUAAAAAUCAUUAUUAUGGCUCUCAGACAUUGCAGUCGUGGUGUAAAUAAAUACCUAGAUAAAUAGAUUGUUGGUGGUACUAGAACUAAAAACCAAUCAACACAUAUUGUGCUAAAAUCUGUCCUCAGUUUACACCAGUACACAUUAUACACAGGACUCCACUACUGGAACUGAAAGCAGGAUUUGGUCCAACACAAUUUACGAAGUUUUCUUUAAAUUCAUAUAAAACUCUGAAUAUAGCACCAUAUAUGAAGCAUAACUGAUAGCAUUCCAUGUGAAAGCACUAAGAUUUGAAGAGUUUCAUAUGGCAGAAUGUGAUUUGAAAUCAAACACAUUCUACAUAGUGCUGAAAAGGAUCAAUGAAAUAUUUGAGGCAAAAUCCCCCCUUCCAAUCUACGCUGGAGAUUUGUUACAUAAUCUGUAUGUAGAACUGCCAUUAUCACCAGUGGGAAUUUUGCACAUGUAACAAGCAUAGAAUAUUUAACAGAUGCUGCAGUGAAAAUUGGAAAUCAGGAUUUUUCCUUGUUUUGGAAGAUCUAAACUGACUUAUGGGAUUCAUCAGUAUUUUUUAUUUUAAAAAGCUGAAACAGAUGUCAUAAAAUUAGCACUGGCUGCAUCUUUGUCUUGGUAUACAAAUACAGGAAUGCCUUGCAUACUAAUGACAUAAGGUGAGUGGGAUAAUAUUCUUUAUUGGGAGAAGCUGGUCCAAUGAAAGAGAGAUUACAUCACCCACCUUGUCUCUCUAAUGUCCUGGGAUUGACAUGGCUACCCCACCAUUGCAUACUAAUAUCAUGGAAAUAAAUCUUUUCCCAAUUUAUUCAGCAAUAGAUAUGUCUGUCAGGUUGUUCAUCCUAGAGAGGGGUAACUGGUAAUUGGAAAGUCAACAUUGGGGACCAAGGGAGGCAAAUUUUAAAGUACAUAUUACAGAGCCUAUAAAAGUAAUGAGAAAUGUGAAAUAUAUUAUAAAAGUGUUUAAGGGCCAUUUACUUGGAUACAUUUAUGAGUAUCCCAUUUUAAUCACUAAUCACGUCAUGCACACACGUGUCCAACAGCAAAAUGUAUGUAUAGCAGUAUUAAUACAGGAAAUAUUACCCUCAAAUCAUUGGAUGUAUUAAAAUGUUUAUAAUUCUGUGCAUCCAAGCAACUACAAAACCUGUAUGCAACUAAUGAAAUGAUCAUUUUCUGGGAAAAGGCUGUGUUACAAUUAAAUACCAACCUUUCUGUUACCAACACAACCAAAAAACCAAACUCUUGGAAUAAUGUGUGAGUUGUACUAUCUAUGGCCUUGACCCUUGGAAUUAGUUUGAUCAAAAUAUUUCUUUACGCAAAAUGUACCUUGUCUGCUGUUAUCCUAUAAGAUACACAGCUGUUAAUCGUAGGCUAAAAUACUUGAUUUGAGUCAUGAUGGAAAAUUUUAGAUUGAACUGCACAGAGUUAACCAUAGCCUGGUAUGUUUCAGGGGUAUAGCAUAGAUGUAAUUCUGCUAUAAAAGUGUUGUAGAUUCUGAUGAUACAAUGUUCUGGAUUUCACGAGUGAAGAAAUUAUAUGUUUCACAUCCCUAAAUUUAUUUACAAAUAUAGGACCAGAUUUUUGAAAGAAUUUAGCACUCAGCUGAGAUCUUUUGAAAAUAGGGCUCCAACUAUGAGUGCUCAGCGCUUUGAAAACCCAGCCCCUAGCUUCCAAUUUGGACUACUGAAACCAGAAUUCUUAGGAAUAUGAUGAGCCUCAUUCUGUAAAAUAAUAAUAUACUGUAUCUAUAUCAUUUAGAGUUAGAUGCCAAAAAACUUUAUCACCAAAUUAGGCCCUGACUUACACAUGCUUAACUUGACAUCAGUAGGACUUCUCACAGUGCAUAAAGUUAAAUAUGUGAGUAAGACUUUGCAGGAUUGGGGCCUUAAUGCCCUAUUCUGCUCCCAAUGAAGUAAAUGUCAAAAUCCCUUUGGCUUCACUGGGAUCAGAACAAAAGUGUCAGCUCCCGUAACUAAGGGUAUGUCUGCCUUGCAAUCAGACGGUAUAAUGGUGGCAUGAGUAGACAUGCCCGAGCUGGCUUUGAUCUAGCUAGAACAAAGCUAGCUUGAAUAACAAUAGCAGUGAAGCCAAAGCACAUGGGAGGCUGCAUGGCCUACCCCCACCCACCCAGAACCCUGGGAAUGUACUCAAGCAGCUACCACCAUGCUGCCUUGUCUUCACUUCUGUGGUUACUCAUGCUGCUACCUCUGUAGCUAGAGCAAAGCUGGCUCAGGUAUGUCUAUACAUGCUGCCUUCACACCACCUGAUUGCACUGUCGACGUACCCUGGCUGUCUACAGCGUAUAGUUUUAAACAAAUUAUGUUCAUUCCUUCAAUGCCUUAAGAUGUAUCUUGUGUCCAACAAAAUGACAAACAGGCAUAAGAUCAUGUGACUGUACAGUGGAUGCCAUUAUAAAGGCAGCAUCCAUCACUUACCAUACAAUGGUAUCUAUGAUACCAUAACUUUUCCUUUGCUUAAAAUAUGAAAUAAUUCGGGCAACUGUGUGCUGACUCCAUGCAACCAUUUGGCAAAUGCUGAUGUAUUAAUAGUGGUCACUGUACAUUAUAUUGUACAGUGCACUGGCUUAGAGUUGCAGAGUGGUGGUGGAAUCCCAAUACAGCCAAUGCUUGAGCCUAAUAUGGGCCUCUUUCCCUUUACACAAGGUGAAAAAUCUGAGGAGCAAUGAGUAACACUGCUCUACCCAGCCAUUGCCCUGCUACAAACGUACCCCACCCAGAACCACUGCAUGCAUGCAGAGCCCUUGUGCGGCCUUCUAAGCUCCUAUCCCUGUCAUGCGGAAGAGCUAUACUGAACUCGCUGUACCUGUGGAGGAGGGGAUAGUAUUUGUCCUUAAUAAGGAGUAUGGUCCUGAUUCAGAAAAGCAUCUCUGUUCUGGGAGGGUGCUUAAGCAUGUGAUUAACUUUCAGAUUAAAGCGACUAAAGCCAAGUAUGUGCAUAAGAGCUUCCCUGAGUCGGAGUGGUCUUAAGCAUGCUGGUAAGUGCAUUCCUGAAUCAAGGCCUAUAGUGUCAACUAAAUUCUGAGUACAAGUUCCUAUUAAAAAGUCACCAUUUUCUAGCAGUGGUACCUGAGAUGUGGCAGUUGUCUUCUAUUGAGAGCAUUGGAAAAUCCUGUGCUAUCUGCAUUGUAGUGCUGUAAUUGGUGGCUAAUGCUAGCAACCACUCAACUCAUGUUAUCUAUCACCUUUUGCUCAAGGGAAUAAAAAUAUUUUCUAUUUGGAUUCUGUAUAUUAUUACAGAACUUCCUCAACCAUAAUCUAGAUAAAAAUAGACUGAGUCAAUGUAUAAUCUAACCAUUCUCCUUCAGAUAAUAUAAUCAGUUGGCACUUCUGAGAAAUAUUUACGACUUCCAGCUUCAACACCUUCCAAAUAAAAAUCCCAGCCAGAUAUUCUAGAAAAACUUGCUUUAUGUAAUAUAUAUUAAGAAAAAAAAUAUCUAUUGGGCACAAAGCAAGCAUAAAGGCAUAAAAUAUUAUCUUUUAAACACUUCACAUGCUAAGAAUAUAAAUUUAAAGUAAAAUAUGUAUAUUCGUUGAAGAAAUGACUAUUGCAAAAGUUGCACAGUCUGGAUAUACAAUCAGUAAAUUGAUUAUCAUUAGCAAUCUCACUUUCCCACACCUCCAAAAAUGCUAUUUUUGAAUUAUUUUUAUCCCUUAGCACAUUUGCAGUAUAUCUCAUAAGUUUUAAUUUCUUAUGGAAAGAAAUGACUGAACAAAUGUAACAGAAAUUGCUAUAUAUUUUCUAAAUAUUAAAGAUUUUAAAAUGAAGAUGAAACCAUUCAAAUUAUUUAUUUAAUUUUAAUUAUGUUUUUGUGGCUAUUUGUGAUUAUGUAUGUGUGACAAACAUGUCACAUAGUUGUUUAAGCUCAUUAAUGUACCUCUAAUAAAAUUUUAUCUCUGUUUUG